Molecule: messenger RNA, 222 nt
Organism: Knipowitschia caucasica
Lineage: Eukaryota; Metazoa; Chordata; Actinopteri; Gobiiformes; Gobiidae
Source: the annotation of a GenBank genome assembly
AUGGGGGGAGGAGGGGGGGGAGGAUGGGUGAGGGGGGGGGGGGGGGGGGGGGGGGGAGAGGGGAGGGAGGGGGAUUGGGAGAGUGGAGUGGGCAGAGUCUGUGGAGGGGGGAGGAGAGGGGAGUGUCCUGGGGGCUCGGCUGAACUCCCGGUGGAGGUGCAGGGGGUGAGGCAGGGGGUGAGGCGGAGAGUAGGAUGGGAACUAAGAGAGGUGCGGAGAUGA